AUGGACAGCGUGGCAACAUUAGUAACUGAUGUUCGUACAGCAUUUUCCAAAAAUGAAUCUGUUGUAGCCGCCUUCCUAGAUAUUUCCUCCGCAUAUGACAGUGUCCUUCUUCCCAUUCUCAGGCAGAAACUGCAACAGCUGAGUCUCCCGGUCAAGAUGGUUCAAUGCAUAUGCGCACUUCUUAUGUCGCGGUCUUUGGUGCUGAGGGUGCAGGGUGAGGUAUUUGAGGAGAGAUACACAUGGAAGGGCCUUCCCCAAGGCUCUGUCCUUAGUCCACUUUUAUACAACUUGUACACAAUUGACAUUGGUUCCUGCUUAAACAGAGACUGCCGCAUUCUGCAAUACGCUGACGAUCUGGCGCUCUACGUAACCAAUGAUUCAAUUGUGGACGCUGCUUCUUCACUCUGCCUUUCUCUGGACUCUCUGCACCAGUGGCUUCUAGAUCAUGGCCUGUCACUAUCUGCUCCAAAAAGCUCGGCAGUAAUUUUUUCUCGGAAACGUCUGAUCCCUCAGGUUAAUAUUAAAGUUCAAGGUCAGGGCGUUCCUGUUGUUAGGAAGGCUAAAUUCUUAGGGGUCUACCUUGACUCAAAGUUGACUGGAACUGACCACUUUGGUUACCUGGUCAAAAGUAUCCAACAAAAGGAGGUUCAUUUAGUAUGGAUACCUAGCCACUGUGGUAUCAAGGGCAAUGAAUGUGUAGACGCCCUGGCUAAAGAUGCUUGCGCAUCAAUUACAGCCGAUCCUGCGCACUUCUCCCUUCAAGGUUGUAUUACAAGCUUCCAAAACGUCGAAAAUGCAAAAGAAAAGAUCGAUUCAUUGGUCUUAAAAGUCAUGAGCCUUCGCUUACCCGAUCAGGAUCCCAAGCACUUUGCCAUCAAAGUUACAUUCUUCGAUCAACUGCUGGUGCAUGCUAUAAUUAAGUCGAUAGGCGCUAGAGAUGAAGAGUCUUCUAACUCAAUAGCAAAUGGCACCUUGACUUAUGAUCCGUCGGAUUACGAGAAAAUGAGCUUGUAUGCUGAUUGUCCUUUAGUGGUACACAUUCAACCUCUUAGAAACAUCGAUACAUCAAAAUCGAGCGCAUACCACUUGGAACAGAGUGUUAUAAAUCCAACAAAAACACGGAACAUCAGUUGCUGCAACAUUGAUAUUCUGUCCAUUUUCCUUGACCAACAAAAGAUGUGCAUUAAGAAACGCAUGGAGCCUAUGGUUGAGCCAUCAAUGAUGCAUCGGAAGAGUUGGGAUACUCUUCCACUUCUCACGCUAGAACUAACAGCAGAAAGGGAUGCUUCGAACAUAACGCAUCACAAAGUUUUGAGAGACGCCAACUGGAUGAAAGUGACUCUGGUCGCGUGUUAUAAUAUGUUCAUUCCCUUUGAAAAGGACUACGUCUACACCGCAGCUUCGAAAUUACCUUCUUAUAGUGACGAUGACGAAGCUAGCCUCAUAACUUUUAGCCAAGGCUACAGAGAGCCACGACGAUUCAAUUGUACUAAUUUCUAUCCGAAAUGGGAAAGUUUGAGAUCUGCAGGAGAAGUUUUUACACAAUCUGAUCAAAAAUUGCAAUGUAAUUUAAAAGAAUUAAAGAAUGAAGAUAAUAUCGACCUCCAACACUACUUGAAUAAAGUACUUCCUUAUCAUACCGCGGUUUGGGGCUCUUUCCACAGAACGCUAAUGUUAAAGGAUAAAGACGCUUGGCUGUGGAAUCACCUCCGCUGCCACAAGUGGCCCUUUGAGAUGCACAUCUAUGGAGAAAGUGGAGGCUACAGCUUCAUGGCAUUCUUAAAUUUGUUCCAACUUCUCUUUCCUGGAGAACAAAUCAUUCGCCUUGUGGUACCACUGCAUUGGGUUCACCCAGUCCUGAUGAUGAGGGAGUGCGGCUGUGACCUGCUCCUCACACCGAAUGAUAGACCUCCGUCAGGCAUCAACGAGAGGCUCCCGUCACCUUCUCCUGCCUUACCGAGAGCAAGUAAAAGUAGCAGAGUAGUAACAGAUUCCUCGGUGGGAACAUCUGUGAGCACGAUCACAACAGUCCAAAUGAAAGCUACAGGUGCCGAUGAUAAUGACGCAUUCAUCAUUGUAGAAGUCAGACUAGCUAAACCACUGAAGAGUGUAGCUAAAGUACCACGAAUACUCAAAGAUGAAAUAUCAGCCAUGCUUGUAGAAAUGGAGAAAGACGGUCCUAACUCACGAAAAUGCACAGGUCGUGGACAACUGGAGACUGACUGGCAAAAAACCGUUCGUUCAGCUGUGAACUCUUUACGCAAAGUUCCAUAUUACGGAACUACGGAAUUCUGCACGUUCAACCGGCAGCUGAGCGAGACGAGGACUCGAGUGGAGUUGACCACUUCAUGCUGGCAGGACGCGGCCACAUUCAUCAACAAUAACUUUGUAGUGCAGCAGUAUCUACAUUCGGAUGAUGUCUUUGAAGAAUUGGUGAUGAUGGCUCAAGCUUGCCUCAUGAAAUCUGCGUGCGCCGUACUGUUAGGUCCUGACAAAAACCGCGAAGUAGACCCGGCAGUGAGAGCGGCGAGACACGCUCGUCAGAUGCAGGACAUCAAUCAUGCUUUGGAGCUUUUUUUCAAGUUGGUGGUAGAAGAGCCCCGCAAUGCUGACCAUUGGCGAGAGGUAUCGACUUGUCUCAAAGAUGUGGAUAGAGACUGGGCCAACGUUUGUCUUAACAAAGCGGUUGUUCUGAAUCCUCGACACCCGCUCUCACUUCUAUCAAAAGGUGCGAUGUUGUUUGAAGAGAAUCCUUUGGCAGCUGAACCUUUCUUCAUGGCGCUCCUCGCAUUCUGUCCAGUCUGGUCUACUGUAUGGGCAGUUACCAGCGUCUACUUCUACGAACGCCAGCUGUACCACGUGGCAGAUGUGAUCAUGAAAUGUGCUGAAAAGGUUCGCGCCGAACGAAGUCCAGAGGAAAAGAGGUUCCCUCGAACAUGGGGACGGGAGCUGGGAGACUGGUAUGACAGCACCCCUCUACUGCCCGGCAUGAGCCUCUACUAUGAUGCCGCUGAUCUGCUGCUCAGGCUCAGGGCCAUUCCUGUUAGUAUUAUGGUGAAGAUGUUAGAUUUUGCUUUGACGUUGGCAGAGGUAUGCAUGUCUCGCAUACUAUCAGCACACGGAGAGACGGCUCCGUACUAUCACCUCAUUGCUCUGAGUUGCCGCCUGCGAGGAAACUAUGAGGAGGCGGUGUGCCACUUAAAUAUUGCUUUUACGAAGUUUGGAGAGAUUAAUUACCUAAGGACCCUCGAAGCUGAAUGCCAGCACAGACUGGGCAACAUCGACAAAGCCAUCGAAUCGUUCGGAAAAGCCGGCUGUUGUAAUGGUGCUUUCAGUAUUUUAAUGUCAGUGGCGUGUGGAGACAACCAGAAGUCCCGUGCGAUACUAUUGGACCUAGUUCGCCGGCAGAAAAGUGCUUACGCAUGGACUGCACUCGCCGAAGACUGGUUGGUAAGUAACUCUAUAACGGACAUGAGUGAAACGGAUCUCAAGGACAGUUCAAAAAUGUCGACUCAGCAACUGAAUGCCAAGUGUUGCGCGAUUUCCUCUGCCAUACAGGCUCUGAAGAUGGACCGGCGAGCGGGCAAGGCGUGGGCAAUCCUGGGCAAGAUGGUGAACCCCUGUGCCAGGCGCUUGUAUUGUCUUCAAAUGGCCAGCAUGUGCGGCUGGGAUGUAACUGAUAAAGAUGUGAAGAAGGCAUCCCUUCCUUCGAAAUACUCGCUGUGUUUCGGUGUCAACACUUCGAUAGGAGAGUGUCGGUGCUCUAUGUGCGAUAGAACACGUUUGUAA
Molecule: messenger RNA, 3789 nt
Organism: Helicoverpa zea (corn earworm)
Lineage: Eukaryota; Metazoa; Arthropoda; Insecta; Lepidoptera; Noctuidae
Exons: 21
Coding region: 1-3789 (1262 amino acids)
Molecular function (GO): protein binding; nucleic acid binding
Source: RefSeq, a predicted model, not a curated record